UAAUUCGGCUGGUUUGGCCGCAAACGCAUGUUCAUUGCCGCUGUGUGUGUGUUUAUUGUAUUGUACCGGCAACGCGCGCACGCACAAACCGUCGUCGCCGCCGCCGCCUCCUCUGUAGUAUUUGUAAAGCAUUAGUCGUAAUCGUCUCCUCCGCCGUCUCACGUCGCUGUUUUAUUUAGCACUAUAGUUUUUAUCAUUAAAUUAUUUAUGUUAAAUCGUUUUUAUUUAUAUAAUAGUGUUUGUUUUAACGAUUCAUAAUAAUAAUAAGAGAUCAUAUAGUGCAGUGUUAUCGCGUGUGCCGGGGUUAAUUUCACAUUUUUUGAUUAAAAAAUCAAAAAAAUUAAACAAUAUUGAUAGUGUUGCAACUAUGUACUCGGCAACAACAGCAAAAGCAGCUGAUUUGUUGGCCGUUCAUUCUGUCGAUGUUUCUUCAGUACCGCUUACCCGCCCCGUCUGAAAAUUAGUGUCGGUGACAAGACGUGUGCUGUUGAUAUUGCAUGUUGUGUCGUAGUGUCGUGUCGUCUAGUGUGCGUUUAUCUUCGCCGGGUUUGACCGGUAACAACAAAACGGCGGCCCGUUUGGAUCGCUACGAUUUUACAAAUGAAACAUAUUUGGCGUUAUGAUCUACUGACGGGAUGACUGAGCUCCGUUGGCUAUCAGGAGGUGGUGCUAGCGUCAAAAUGGAGCAUCACUUCCAAGCUGCACUGGAUCCACGCAAACAAGAAUUGUUAGAAGCCAGAUUCAUCGGCGCUAGAAUGUCUGCCGGCACACAGUUGCAGAUGGCUCCACAAGCUGGCCAAAUGCAUAUACCACAUCCUCAACCAGGAGGAACCAUACAUAGCCAAGACUCUAACAUGAGUACGGGCUCUUCCCAUAGUGAUAAGGAGCAAGAUACCCCGGAAAAAGGUGGUGGCAAUAACUCCAUUACGCGCACGCCAACCGAGAGGAAACGCAAGCGGAAGAUUGAGGACACGUCCAAUAACAAACAACCAAACAUGGGUGUCGGUCCUCCACCGCCUCCACCUAGGUUAGUGGACGGAAAGAAGAUCAACGACUACUUUACCAAACAUGGAUCCCAUCCCGUGUCGAAUCCUAUGAGACAUGGAGGUGCUAAGUCUCCGUCCCCCGGAGGACCACCCCAACAAGGUUACCCAAUGUUUAACCCAGCUGGUGGACAGCAAGCUUUGAGUCCAGUCAUUACUCCAGACUAUGUUUCUAUGCUCCACCCUCCUAGGAUUAAUUCUAGUUCCAUUACGAAAUGUAUACAGACUGAUUUAACAAGUCACGCGAUUCAAGAAUUCGAAUGUCAGGCUUCUUCAGAUUUGGAAAUUAGAAAUAAUAAAAUCGAUGAAUUAAAUAGGACCAAUGAAGAGUUGAAACAUCAACUGAGUAGUCAACAAAAAGUUAUUGAACAGCAUAAAUCCCACAUCAAUAAAUGUAUAGACGUGGUUAAAAAACUUUUGAAAGAAAAAUCCAACAUUGAAAAGAAAGAAGCUCGACAAAGGUGCAUGCAAAAUAGACUUCGACUAGGACAAUUUGUCACUCAAAGGGUUGGAGCUCAAUUUCAAGAAAACUGGACUGAUGGUUAUGCGUUCCAAGAGUUGUCUAGGAGACAGGAAGAAAUAACUUCUGAACGAGAAGAAAUUGAUCGUCAAAAAAAAAUAUUAGUUAAGAAAAGGCCAUCUAAUAGUGAAACUGGUGGUCGUAAACGUGCUAGUAGUCAGUCAGGUGCUAGUACAAGUAAUUCCAGUACUAAUAAUGUAGCAGCGAUCAAUUCUACACCUACUUGUCCUACAACUCCUAUAGUGUUACCAGUUGCAAGUAAUAUUAAUAAUAAUCAAGUUACUGGUGCUACUACUGGUACAGUCCUCCACAAUGGCACAGUAGCUCCAUCAUCUGCAAUAGACUCGGCAACGUUCCUAAAACCAGAAGCUGUCCCUGGCUUAUCAUGGCAAGAAUACUACGAGGCUGAUGAAAUACUCAAGCUACGUCAGUCUGCAUUAAAAAAAGAAGAUGCUGACUUGCAGUUAGAAAUGGAAAAACUUGAGCGAGAGAGAAAUUUGCAUAUACGAGAACUGAAAAGAAUUCACAACGAAGAUCAGUCUAGAUUCAAUAAUCAUCCAGUAUUGAAUGACCGUUAUUUGUUGCUCAUGUUGUUAGGAAAAGGGGGCUUUAGUGAAGUCCACAAGGCGUUUGAUUUAAAAGAACAACGCUAUGUAGCAUGUAAGGUUCACCAACUUAAUAAAGACUGGAAAGAGGACAAAAAGGCUAACUAUAUAAAACAUGCGUUACGAGAGUACAAUAUACAUAAAUCAUUAGAUCAUCCUAGAGUUGUUAAAUUAUAUGAUGUGUUUGAAAUAGAUGCCAAUUCUUUUUGUACUGUUCUUGAAUACUGUGAUGGCCAUGAUUUAGAUUUUUAUCUUAAACAGCACAAGACAAUAGCAGAAAGAGAAGCCAGAUCAAUAGUAAUGCAAGUAGUUUCAGCAUUAAAAUAUUUAAAUGAGAUCAAACCUCCUGUGAUACAUUAUGACUUAAAACCUGGAAAUAUAUUACUUACUGAAGGAAAUGUUUGUGGUGAAAUUAAAAUAACUGAUUUUGGUCUAAGUAAAGUGAUGGAUGAAGAAAACUACAAUCCUGACCAUGGAAUGGAUUUAACAUCCCAAGGAGCUGGAACUUAUUGGUACUUGCCACCAGAAUGUUUUGUCGUUGGAAAAAAUCCUCCGAAAAUUUCAUCUAAAGUCGAUGUUUGGAGUGUUGGUGUUAUAUUUUAUCAAUGUCUAUAUGGCAAAAAACCUUUUGGACACAACCAAUCUCAAGCUACUAUUUUAGAAGAAAACACAAUUUUAAAAGCUACUGAAGUGCAAUUUGCCAAUAAGCCUACAGUUAGCAAUGAAGCUAAGAGUUUCAUUCGAUGCUGUUUAGCAUACCGAAAGGAAGAUAGAAUUGAUGUGUUUACUUUAUCAAGGCAUGAGUAUUUGCAGCCUCCCUUACCUAAACAUGGUCGGAUAGCUAACAAUCAACAACAACAGCAACAACAACAGCAGCAGCAACAACAACAACAACAGCAACAAAUCUCAGCAGCAAAUUUUGCAUCUGGCAUGUUUGGUAACAUGAAUGCUUCUAGCUCAUCAUAAUACAAUAAUAUGAAAGUUUUGAUGAAUUUUUAUCUCAAUGCCAAACAAAUACGGUAAAUUUGUGCCAUUUGAGUAAAAUGGAAUGAAACAUAAUUGGCUUUAAUUAUCCUGCUAUGUUUCUUAGUUGAACGGUUAUUUUAUCAUUAAUAUUGUAUAAAUGUACUAGUCAAACUGUUUUUGUCGCCGCUGCGAAUAUGUUCCUGAGUACAUUUAUGAUAUUUAUGUUUACUAUUACCUUAAAACAAAAUAGUGAUAUUUGUUUAAGAUUUUUUUUCCUUUUGUCUAUUAUUCUGACAGAAAAUGUACUGUACGCAGGAAAUAAUUUAUAAUUUAUAGUAACAAAUAAAACUAAGUUUUAAGAAUACUUUUAAAAAUUAAAUAAUGAUCACUUAAUUUUUGAAAACGUGAAAAGAAACAG
Daktulosphaira vitifoliae (grape phylloxera) is the source of this 3552-nucleotide messenger RNA. It is a transcript of the gene Tlk, whose product is annotated as serine/threonine-protein kinase tousled-like 2. Gene Ontology annotation, biological process: chromosome segregation; peptidyl-serine phosphorylation; intracellular signal transduction. The transcript has 15 exons. Gene Ontology annotation, molecular function: protein serine/threonine kinase activity; ATP binding. Gene Ontology annotation, cellular component: nucleus. Lineage: Eukaryota; Metazoa; Arthropoda; Insecta; Hemiptera; Phylloxeridae. Bases 636 to 3134 code for a protein of 832 amino acids. The record is from RefSeq and is a predicted model, not a curated record.